AUGGGUAUAUGUUUUCGAAAAGAACACAACAUGAGAGCUCCAAUGAAUGCUGGGAUAAUAGCCAGCUCUAGUCUAUCAAAAAGUGCUCGCACAGAAAGUAACAGCUAUUUAGAUAUUAGAGAUAAAUACGAGUUUAUUAAAGUUGUCGGGUAUGGUCAAUUCGGUACAGUUACUCCCCCCUCUCCGUUAGUAAACAAAACCAUUAGAAAAAUCGCUAUUUUUUGCCCAAAACCCCCACCCUCCGUGAGUGAACAAAAAUUUUUUAAAUAGAAAAAAUUUUUUAUGAAAAAAAAUUGAUAUAUAAGUGAUAAUUAGUAUAAUGAAAUCUCGAGCUAAUUCAAAUUAAAUGAAUAUUUACUUCCCAAUUUUUGCAAAUUAGGAUUUUUUUAAAAUUUCGAAAAAAAAAAUUAACUCCCUUCGUGAGUGAACAAAAUUUUUUUGUUCACUCACGGAGGGGGGGAGCUAGAGAAGCUCGUUUAAAAAUUCAUAACGGAAGUCAAGAAUGUGAAAAAAUCUUCGCCAUAAAAUCAAUUUGUAAAGGCAGAGUAGUAAGACUUAUCUCUUGCUUAAGGAAUGAAAUUGAAAUCCUGAUGCUUGUUGACCACCCUAAUAUAAUUAAACUAUAUGAAGCCUAUGAAGAUACUAAAUAUAUUCACUUGGUCAUGGAAAUGUGCACAGGCGGGGAUAUCCUAGAGUUCCUACUGGCUAAAGGGUCUUUAAGUGAAGAGGAAAUAGCAAAAAUCAUGCAUAAAAUGCUGGCCGCAGUUAACCAUCUGCAUAGUUUGCAUAUACCUUCAGAGCAGAUAUGGCUCGACCUGAAACUCCCACUCUCCUCCCCCCCCCCCUACGGUUUCAGUUUGAACGAAAUUUUUAAUUCAAGAUGGCAAGUCCCUCACUAAGGAUUUGACAAGUCAAAUUCAAUUUGUAGAUUUUAAUAAAGCUGAAACGGUCAAGGGGGGAUGGGAGGGGGGUUCUCAGGUCAAUCUAAAACCGUGCUCACGGUAUAUAUGUCAUAGAGAUUUAAAACCUGAAAAUUUUUUAUUAGAGAGUCAUGAUGAGCAUGCAGAGCUCAGGCUGAUCGAUUUUGGGAUGUCUAUCAAGUAUGGAGAAGAUUUGAUGUAUUCACUUGUAGGAACUCCUUAUUAUCAAGCCCCAGAUAUAUUCAAAGGAAUUUAUGGUGAUGAAUGCGAUGUUUGGUCGCUAGGCGUAAUAUUAUAUUUUUUAUUAUCAGGCAAGCAGCCAUUUAAAUCUGCAAAUAUAUCGGAAUUACAUGAAAGAAUUAAUAGAGGAAUUUACAGCUUCUCUGACAUAAAAUGGAAAACAAUCUCACCUGAAGCCAAACAUUUAAUUAGGAGAAUGCUUACAGUUGAUCCAAAGAAAAGAAUUUCUAUCAAAGCAGCUUUGAGCCAUCCAUGAUUUAAAAUAAAAAAUCAGCCCUCUGGGAUUUUGAUUAGUCAAGACAUAUUUAAAUCAAUAAAAAGGUUUAAAGCGCCAAGUAAGCUAUGGCAAGAAUUAAUGACAAUUUUUGUUAGAAAUAUUUCACAAGAAAAUACGGAGAAUUUAAAAUUGGCUUUUCAAGAUAUUGAUGUAAACAAAGUAGGAUUUGUAACAGCUCAAGAUAUUGCUAACGCUAUGAGAAGAUGUGGCUAUAAAAUCUUGAGCGACGAAAUUUCGAAUUUGAUAGAAAAAAUUGAUUACUUACUCUCCCAUCCUUGAUCGAAUAUUCAUUAACAAUUUCUAUAAGUUGAAAAAAUUAAGUCCUAUAAUUUUUAUGGUCAAAAACAGCCCAUCAAGCCUCAUAUAUAGCCAUCUCCAUAUGAUACUGAAUCUUAAAAAUAUUGCAUUCAAUCACUCAUCAACAAUUAUAAUACUAUUUUUGGCAUAUUUGCUGAUAUAUUGUAGCUCUAUCUCUUGUAGCUAGUGUAAAAAUAUUUUAUAUAGAAUAUUUUUAAUAUAAAAAUUUUUAGAUUAAUAGAAAAUAAUUUAACUCUCAUCCUUUAUCAAAUAGGCCAUUGGUUAGAUUAAGGAUAGGGGAAGUUAGGAAAUGGCAGAUUAAACUAUACACAAUUUUUAAUUGCAGCUGUUGAUAGGAAGCAGCUGAUCGAUGACGAAUGCGUAUGAAGUAUUUUUAAGCAUUUUGAUAUUGUAAACUAUAUAUAGACUGGUAAUGGAAAAAUAAAAGUUGAGGACUUGAAAUUUACACUAGAAAAAGCUGGAUGUUUUACUUCCAAUGAAGAAAUUAAUGAAAUUAUUGAAGAAUUCAAAUUAAGGGGAGAGGAUGGGAUGGAUUAUGAAAAGCUUACUCCCCCCCCCCCCCCUCCGUGAGCGAACAAAAAAAUUUUGUUCACUCACGGAGGGGGGGUUAAUUUUUUUUUUUUAAAAACAAUUUAUAUAUAUAAAUUUUUAUAAAAAUAUUUUUUUCGAAAUUUAAAAAAAAAUCCUAAUUUGCAAAAAUUGGGAAGCAAAUACUAAUUUAAUUUGCAAAAUUUGUGUUUUAAAACGCAAUUUGUUUAAAAUUAAACAGAAUUAGCUCUAGAUUUCAUUAUACUAAUUAUCACUUAUAUAGCAAAAUUUUUUUCUAUUAAAAUUUUUUCUAUUAAAAAUAUUUUUGUUCACUCACGGAGGGUGGGUUUUUGGUCAAAAAAUGGCGAUUUUUCUAAUGGUUUUGUUCGCUCACGGAGGGGGGGGGGGAGUUAGAGAAAUUAUGAUGUGUAAGAAUUAUUCAGGCUUUUCUGAAGAGUAUACAGAAGUGAAUACAGAAAGUGAUUUCGCUUUUGAUGGGAGCCCUCAUAGAAGACUUUCAUUGCAACGCUUAGCUAUUAGGAAAAGAACUUUUUUUAAUAAGAAUCAAAACAACGUAAGUCAUGAAAAUAUUGAGUUGACUUUACCAUAAUUAAAAUAUGGCGUCUCUACCUAGCAUGGCCUUCCGGCCAUGCAGCUUCCGAGCAUAUAUUUUAAUUAUAUCCGGCAAGGUUUUACUAACCCAGAAAUGGACAGCAAUGCUAGGUAAGCAAUUCUGGUACUGUACAGAGCCUAGCCCUCAGUCCAAAUUCAGGAUUAGGUUUUACCUCGAAGGGAAGGAGGGGUUCAGGUUUGGAAAGGGCAAGCCCAGCUAAGUCUACAGGGAAUACCUAGACCAAUCGGGCAAGUGCCUAGCGUGAAACUGGGAGUUACGCCCCAGGACUUGAAUUUUUCCUUUUUGCCGAGAGGUCACCAGAAAUUCCAUUGUUUGGAAUUUCUGUGUGGUCAACUUCGUUCACUCAAGCAGCUAGCCGCAGAAGUCCAUAGCCCGCCCACUCAACACUCAAGCCGCAAGGAGAGGAGUAGACGUCCAGGCGAAAUCUCACUUCAGAAUAUCAGGCCCAUCAGGAGCUGAAGAAGAAGAAGAAAGGCAGUGUUCGAGCUGAUUCUCUUGGGCCAGCGAACCCAUUGCCCCAAUUCGAACAAGGUGGAACCGAAGACGGCGCAAAGCAGGUGAAUACCGCAUUGGGGAUCCGUGGUGACUGCGUAAUCAAAACGGCAGACGCCUUCUAAUUUCUAAGUUAAGAGUUGACUUUACCAAAUACGAAAACUUAUAGCUUGUAG
Molecule: messenger RNA, 3585 nt
Organism: Blepharisma stoltei
Lineage: Eukaryota; Ciliophora; Heterotrichea; Heterotrichida; Blepharismidae
Source: the annotation of a GenBank genome assembly